Molecule: messenger RNA, 1893 nt
Organism: Salvelinus namaycush (lake trout)
Lineage: Eukaryota; Metazoa; Chordata; Actinopteri; Salmoniformes; Salmonidae
Gene: lancl2
Product: LanC lantibiotic synthetase component C-like 2 (bacterial)
Exons: 9
Coding region: 1-1299 (432 amino acids)
Biological process (GO): peptide modification; carbohydrate metabolic process
Cellular component (GO): plasma membrane
Source: RefSeq, a predicted model, not a curated record
AUGGGAGACAACAUGUCCAAAAGAUUGAAAUUAGUGUCGGCUACGGAAGCGGAGAUGGAGGAAAGAUCUUUUAUCAACCCAUACCCCGACUGGGACCAAGGAGUCUUCACAUCUUCCAAUUCAGGAAUGGACAGUGACUGCAACGAGCCUUUCGGCGAAAAUGGAAAGAUCAGCGAGGCGUUCCAGAAGAAGGUGCAGAACAAGAUCAAGGACCUGCUGCAGCAGAUGGAGGAGGGCCUGAAGACGGCCGACCCCCACGACUUCUCCACCUAUACGGGCUGGACAGGUAUCGCCCUUCUCUACCUGCAGUUGCACCGGGUGACCUGCGAGGCCUCCCACCUCCAGAGGGCGCUGGACUAUGUGAAGAGGACCCUGAGGAUCCUGAACGGUCGCAAGGUCACCUUCCUGUGUGGGGAUGCAGGGCCACUGGCCGUGGCUGCUGUGGUGCACCACCGCCUCAAAAACCAGACAGAGAGUCAGGAGUGCCUCACCAAGUUGCUCCAGCUGCAGCGUGGAGUGGUGUCUGCGGACUCUGAGAUGCCGGAUGAGCUGCUGUACGGACGGGCCGGCUACCUGUACGCCCUGCUCUAUGUCAACAAGGAGAUAGGACCAGACACUGUGGAUGAGACCACCAUCGCCAGGGUUGUGACGGCCAUCUUGGAGUCGGGGAAGAACAUGGCCAAAGAGGAGAAGAAGGCGGAGAAGUGCCCACUGCUCUACGAGUGGCACAAGAAGCAGUACGUUGGCGCCGCCCAUGGUCUGGCGGGCAUCUACUGUAUGCUGAUGCAGCCCAGUGCUAAAGUGAACCAGGAAGUCCUGUCUGAGUUGGUGCGGCCCAGUGUGGACUACGUCCGCCACAAAAAGUUCCGCUCUGGGAACUACCCGUCGUCGCUAAGCAACGAGACGGACCGGCUGGUGCACUGGUGCCACGGGGCGCCAGGAGUGGUGCACAUGCUCAUCAUGGCACACAAGGUGUUUAAGGAUGAGAAGUACCUGAAGGAUGCUGUGGAGUGUGGGGAGGUGAUCUGGCAGAGAGGCCUGCUGAGGAAAGGUUACGGUAUCUGUCACGGCACGGCGGGCAACGCCUACUCCUUCCUCACCCUCUACCAGCUCACCCAGGAGAAGAAGUACCUCUACCGCGCCUGCAAGUUUGCUGAGUGGUGUCUGGACUACGGAACCCACGGCUGCAGAAUCCCAGACAGACCGUACUCUCUGUUUGAAGGUAUGGCCGGGGCUAUCCACUACCUGUCAGAUUUAACCCAGCCUGAGUCUUCCUGCUUCCCUGCAUUUGAACUUUAACCUUUGGGUCGUAGACAGACCUCACCCCCCUUCCAUUCUGAACAUUUGGGAGAGUGCGAUGAGCAGGGCUUUUGGAUGAGGGGGUUUGGGGUGUGAUGGACCCCCGGCGUCUUGACGAAGGGAACCCUCAGCCCUGAACUGCAACCUGGGGAGGGAUGUUGUUCCCCGCUCCGGUUUUUCAGACACAUGGACGGAGGAAAAACACCCCAAAGCCCUGGGCCUUUAACUCUGUAAACGCUAUGUGUGUUGGGGUUUUGUUGUGAAUGGGAAGAAAAUGCUGUUUUGUUCGUGGAUCUUUGCCUCUGCAUGCCUAUCCAGAUCUCCUUCUCUGUAUGCGAUCUCUAAUCCUUGUCCCACACCAGUUUUUAGUGCUACUCCCUCUUCCCUAGAGACUAAUCAUCUUUGCAUGGGGACAUCAGAAAACAUGUAUUAGCCUUGGAAUGUGCGUGUCAGUCAAAUGUUAAUGUCUAACAGUAAAUUGGUGUGGCUUUUUGUAUGUCACUGUGCUUUGACCUUUUCCCGUGGAUAUUGUUUCCCUCAGGCGAACAGUGUUACAUUGUGAAUGUGUACAAUAAACCGGGCUUCGAUUGUUGA